Molecule: messenger RNA, 1104 nt
Organism: Cynocephalus volans (Philippine flying lemur)
Lineage: Eukaryota; Metazoa; Chordata; Mammalia; Dermoptera; Cynocephalidae
Gene: C5AR1
Product: complement C5a receptor 1
Exons: 2
Coding region: 52-1104 (350 amino acids)
Biological process (GO): complement receptor mediated signaling pathway; inflammatory response; chemotaxis
Cellular component (GO): plasma membrane
Molecular function (GO): complement component C5a receptor activity; G protein-coupled receptor activity
Source: RefSeq, a predicted model, not a curated record
GGGAGCCCAAACAGAUAGGAGGGAUCAUUGGGGAGCCCAGGAGACCAGAAUAUGGAUCCCGUGGACAGUAGCACCAAUGAUUACUCCAACUAUGAUUCCAUAACCCUGGACCCCAGCAUUCCUGUGGAUAAAGUUUCCAACACACUGCGCAUUCCUGAUGUCCUGGCCUUGAUCAUCUUUACAGUUGUCUUCCUGGUGGGAGUGCCGGGCAACACCCUGGUGGUCUGGGUGACGGCAUUCGAGGCCAGGCGAACAAUCAAUGCCAUCUGGUUUCUCAACCUGGCGGUGGCCGACCUCCUCUCCUGCCUGGCACUGCCCAUCUUAUUUGUAUCCAUUGUCCAGCACGGCCACUGGCCCUUUGGUGUGGUGGCCUGCCACAUCCUGCCCUCCCUAAUCCUGCUCAACAUGUAUGCCAGCAUCCUGCUGCUGGCCACCAUCAGUGCUGACCGCUUUGUGCUGGUGUUCAAUCCCAUCUGGUGCCAGAACUUCCGAGGGGCUGGCUUGGCCUGGGUGGCCUGUGGCGUGGCCUGGGCCUUGGCCCUGCUGCUGACCAUACCCUCCUUCCUAUAUCGUGCGGUGCAUGAAGAGUACUUCCCACCCAGGGUGUUCUGUGGCGUUGACUAUGGUAAAAACGGUCAGCACAGGGAGAAAGCCGUGGCCAUCGUCCGGCUGAUUGUGGGCUUUCUGUGGCCACUGCUCACCCUCACCAUCUGUUACACCUUCCUUCUGCUCCGGACAUGGAGCCGCAGGGCCACGCGGUCCACCAAGACACUCAAGGUGGUGGUGGCAGUGGUGACUAGCUUCUUUAUCUUCUGGCUGCCCUACCAGGUGACAGGGAUGAUGCUGGCCUUGCUGCAGCCGUCCUCAGGCAUCUUCCAACAGGUGAGCAAGUUGGACCCGCUGUGUGUCUCCAUCGCCUACAUCAACUGCUGCAUCAAUCCCAUCAUCUACGUGGUUGCCGGCCAGGGCUUUCAGGGCCGGCUGCGCAGAUCCCUGCCCAGCCUGCUCCGGAACGUGCUGACGGAGGAGUCCGUGGUCAGGGAGAGCAAGUCUUUCACACGCUCCACGGUGGACACGCCGGCUGAGAAGAGCCAAACGGUGUGA